This is a messenger RNA of Blepharisma stoltei, 1622 nucleotides long. NCBI's taxonomy places the organism in Eukaryota, Ciliophora, Heterotrichea, Heterotrichida, Blepharismidae. The record is from the annotation of a GenBank genome assembly.
AUGUCUAGUUUAGGGAAUAUACAGGUAAAACUUUCAGACGGGCGAGAUCUUACUGAAUUAUUCCAAUUUUUGAUUGAAGAAAAUGCCCGUAUGGAAGAAGAAUACGGAGAGCCUGUAGAUAUUCUUGACGACGAUUUAGAAAGAAACUUAGAUUACUUACCAGAACAUUUUCGUGAGCUAUGCCGAGAUAUUUUUACAGUAAAAUCAAAAGACUCUGUCUACAAGUUUGAUGAGCCAGACUCUCCUUUUAACGUAGAAUUUUCUCCAGACCAAGAACUUGUAGGUGCAACAUUUUUGAAAUUAAUUGAAAAAAUCACUGAUGAAGGAACUACUGAAUUAUCUAAUAUCGUGUUUUAUACAUUUCCUAUAUAUUCUUCUCCGAAAGAGCUAUUAGAAGCUCUAAUACAAAGACAUAGAGUUCCAAUCCCACCGCUUAUGAGUGCAAGUGAAUUUAAAACUUUUCAAAUGAAAAAAGUCAGGAGUAUCCAAAGCAAGGUUGCAAGCUUAUUCUUUUUUAUAAAAAUAAGGUAAAUGUUAAUAAUAAAAAAUUAUUGGGAAAUUCACUAUAAAAAUAAUAUUAAAAAAAAUGAAUAAAAUUAUGGCCUAUGCAUUUUAAGGAACAAAAAGGCAUCAAAGCUAUGCUUCAACGGUUUUUAGAAGACCUAAGAGACUCUACAUCAGACACCUUUACUAAAAAUAACUGCAAACCUAUUUUACAAUCUUUAGCGAGCUUAGAUGAAGAAGAAAAAGAAUAUAAAGUUACAUUUGGAGAUUUAAGAGAGCCUCCUCCGCCACAGCUACCUAAAGAAAUUGACUUUAAAAUGGAGCCACUUCUCCUAUGAAGCCCAACAGAAAUAUAAAAUUUCGCUUUGAAUUUUACUAUAAAGUUUUAAAAUAUUUUUGAUUGGUAAUUUAAUUAAAAUUGUAUAGCGAGGCAAUUGUCGCUUAUAGAAAGCGAUAUGCUUAAAGCUGUAGGCAUUGGAGAACUUUUAUCGAGGAAUUGGGAAAAAAAUGAUAAAGAAACUCUAGCUCCAAAUGUUUUAGCGAUUUCUAAAAGGUUUGCUAGCUGUAGGGGGCUGAUAUUGAAUGCUAUUGUGUCACAAUCAGAUUUUAAUAAUCGAGUAAAAAUUGUUAAAAAGCUUUUAGAAGUUGCGACAGAGUGUUUAACCGUGAUAAAUAAUUUUGAGAGCCCUUUUAUUAUUAAUUCAGCAUUAAAAAGUGACACUAUUAGAGCACUGGAUGCUACUUGUAAAGAAGUCAAAAAAAGCGCAACCCAUCGAGGCAUGUGGCAAAAACUAGAAGAAAUUUAUGACUCAAAUUUUGUUGCUGUCAGACAAGAAAUGGUUACGAAUAAUUGCAAAGUCCCAUGUUUUUUAGCCCUAAGACAAGAGUUGAACCAAAAUGAUAUAAGAAGAAAAGAUAAGCUUGAGUCAGGGCUAAUUAAUGUAAGCAAACAUAAAGCGACUGCAGAUGUGCUGGAAAGAAUAACUAACUACCAACAACAAAUCCUGGUUUUCCAUCCAAUAAAAAUGCUUUAUCAAUAUUUAAAAGCACAAGAUUUUCAAUGUGAUGAAGAUGCAUUGUUUAGACAAGCCAAAAAUCUGGAGCCUGUAACUAACUAG